Messenger RNA from Acomys russatus (golden spiny mouse), 4031 nucleotides. It is a transcript of the gene Znf281, whose product is annotated as zinc finger protein 281. NCBI's taxonomy places the organism in Eukaryota, Metazoa, Chordata, Mammalia, Rodentia, Muridae. The transcript is spliced from 2 exons. The record is from RefSeq and is a predicted model, not a curated record. The coding region runs from base 182 to 2848 and encodes 888 amino acids.
CGCACUGAGCCCGCAGAGCUCCCCUCUGGUCCGGUCCAAGAGUUCCCGGCAGACACCGCGCCGCGGCUGCGCAGAAGCGGGGAGGCUUUUAAUUCCAUUGUGGAGAGGACGGCGUUAUUUUUAUUAACUGGAGGCGACGGCGGCUGCGGCGGCGGCGGAACCCCCAGGCCUCCUCCGGGGUAUGAAAAUCGGCAGCGGGUUCCUCAGCGGCGGCGGCGGUCCCGGCAGUAGCGGUGGUAGCGGCUCCGGCGGCAGCUCCGGCAGCGGCGGCGGCAGGAGAGCAGAGAUGGAGCCCACCUUUCCCCAGAGUAUGGUUAUGUUCAACCACCGGCUCCCCCCGGUCACCAGCUUCACCCGGCCGGCGGGGACGGCCGCCCCUCCCCCGCAGUGCGUGUUAUCCUCCUCUACCUCCGCAGCCCCGGCCGCUGAGCCCCCCCCUCCGCCAGCCCCGGACAUGACUUUCAAGAAGGAGCCGGCGGCGUCAGCCGCGGCCUUCCCUUCGCAGAGGACCUCCUGGGGAUUCUUGCAGUCCCUGGUGAGCAUCAAGCAGGAGAAACCUGCGGAUCCCGAGGAGCAGCAGUCCCACCACCACCAUCACCACCACCACUAUGGGGGGCUGUUCGCAGGGGCUGAAGAGAGAUCACCAGGCCUAGGAGGAGGGGAAGGGGGGAGCCACGGCGUCAUCCAAGACCUCAGUAUUCUCCACCAGCACGUCCAGCAGCAACCAGCCCAGCACCAUCGUGAUGUAUUAUUGAGCAGUGGUAGCCGGACUGAUGACCAUGGCAACGAGGAGCCAAAGCAGGACACUAACGUCAAAAAGGCAAAGAGGCCAAAGCCAGAAUCUCAGGGAAUCAAAGCCAAGAGGAAGCCAAGUGCAUCUUCCAAACCUUUGGUUGGAGAUGGAGAUGGUGCCGUCCUGUCCCCAAGUCAGAAACCUCAUAUCUGUGAUCACUGUAGUGCUGCUUUCCGGAGCUCCUAUCACCUGCGGAGACAUGUCCUCAUUCACACAGGAGAAAGACCUUUCCAGUGCAGCCAGUGCAGUAUGGGUUUCAUUCAGAAAUACCUACUGCAGAGACACGAGAAAAUUCACAGUAGGGAGAAGCCCUUUGGAUGUGAUCAGUGCAGCAUGAAGUUUAUUCAGAAGUACCAUAUGGAGAGACACAAGAGGACACAUAGUGGAGAAAAGCCAUAUAAGUGUGACACUUGCCAACAGUAUUUUUCAAGGACUGACAGAUUGUUGAAGCACAGGCGCACGUGUGGUGAAGCCAUAGCAAAAGGAGCCGCUAGUGCAGAACCUGGGUCAUCGAACCAUAACAAUAUGGGUAAUCUGGCUGUGUUGUCUCAGGGAAAUACAAGUUCUUCAAGGAGAAAAUCGAAGUCAAAAAGCAUAGCGCUUGAGAAUAAGGAACACAAGACUGGCAAAACAAAUGAAUCACAAAUGACAAACAAUAUAAACAUGCAGAGUUACUCAGUAGAAAUGCCUACUGUGUCUACCAGUGGGGGCAUAAUUGGCACUGGAAUAGAUGAACUGCAGAAAAGGGUGCCAAAAUUGAUCUUUAAGAAAGGAAGCAGAAAGAAUACAGAUAAAAGCUACCUUAACUUUGUGUCACCGUUACCAGACGUAGUUGGGCAGAAAUCCUUGUCUGGUAAACCAAGUGGCUCACUUGGCAUUGUAUCGAAUAAUAGUGUGGAGACCAUUAGUCUUCUCCAAAGUACGAGUGGCAAACAAGGUCAGAUUAGCAGUAAUUAUGAUGAUGCCAUGCAGUUUUCAAAGAAGAGAAGAUACUUACCAACUGCCAGCAGCAACAGUGCCUUUUCUAUAAAUGUAGGACACAUGGUCUCCCAGCCGUCAGUCAUUCAGUCUGCAGGUGUCAGUGUUUUGGACAAUGAGGCGCCAUUGUCACUUAUUGACUCCUCAGCUCUAAAUGCUGAAAUUAAGUCUUGUCAUGACAAGUCUGGAAUUCCUGAUGAGGUUUUACAGAGUAUUUUGGAUCAGUACUCCAGCAAAUCAGAAGCGCAGAAGGAGGAUCCUUUCAACCUAACAGAGCCACGAGUGGAUUUACACACCUCAGGAGAGCACUCAGAGUUGGUUCAAGAAGAAAAUUUGAGCCCAGGCACCCAGACACCUUCAAAUGAUAAAACAAGCAUGUUGCAAGAAUACUCCAAAUACCUCCAACAGGCUUUUGAAAAAUCCACUAAUGCAGGUUUUACUCUUGGACACGGUUUCCAGUUUGUCAGUUUGUCUUCACCUCUCCACAACCACACUUUGUUUCCAGAAAAACAGGUAUACACUACAUCUCCUUUGGAGUGUGGUUUUGGCCAAUCUGUUACCUCAGUGUUGCCAUCUUCAUUGCCAAAGCCUCCUUUUGGGAUGUUGUUUGGAUCUCAGCCAGGUCUUUAUUUAUCUGCUUUGGAUGCUACACAUCAGCAGUUGACACCUUCCCAGGAGCUGGAUGAUCUGAUAGAUUCUCAGAAGAACUUAGAGACAUCAUCAGCCUUCCAGUCCUCAUCUCAGAAACUGACUAGCCAGAAGGAACAACAGAAAAAUUUAGAGUCCUCAACAAGCUUUCAGAUUCCAUCUCAGGAGUUAGCUAGCCAGAUCGAUCCUCAGAAAGACAUAGAGCCUAGAACAACGUACCAGAUUGAGAACUUUGCACAAGCAUUCGGUUCUCAGUUUAAGUCGGGCAGCAGGGUGCCAAUGACCUUUAUCACUAACUCUAAUGGAGAAGUGGACCAUAGAGUAAGGACUUCAGUGUCAGAUUUCUCAGGGUAUACAAAUAUGAUGUCUGAUGUAAGUGAGCCAUGUAGUACAAGAGUAAAGACCCCCACCAGCCAGAGUUACAGGUAAGGUCUCAAGAGUGACCAGGCUGGGAGUCUUGUAAUGUAAUUUGUUUUAUUUUGAGAACACUGCCAUUGGAAUGUUUCUACACGAUCCUAUUAAGAAUAAUGUAAUGCCCUUUCAAUGCAACUUUUCAUAUUUAGUUUAUUUUGUUAGUGUGAUUUUAGCUCUGUUUGUAUUAUUUUUAAUCAAAAUCAAUAGAUUAAAAAUAGUUUGACAUUCAAAGUGACAAUGUUUAGCAAUCAAAUUUACAUGUAUAGAUUGUCAGGGAGUAGCCCAAAAGUUUUAAAUGCAAAAAAAAAAAAAAAAAAAAACAACAAAAAAACAAAAAACACAACAAAACUACAGGAAAAAAAAAAGAAAAGAGAAAAGAAAAAAAAAGAAACUUUGUUGCUAGGAUUAAGGUUAUUCUAAUUGCUUUACUCUCAGGAAAGUGUAAUAACGCAUGGGAAUUCUGUACGUUAUCACCGUAAUGGAAUAUCCAAUUUACAAAUAGUAUGAUACACAUUUCAUUGUUUAAGUUAAGGGAUCUUAAACAUUUCAGAUUGCUCUUUCUGGGCUGAUAGAAUAUACAUUUCGUCAUUUAAGUAAGGGAUCGAAAACAUUUCAAGUGCUAUCUCCGUCUGGGCUGAUCCAAAACUCUGAGAUUGUUGGCUACCUAUAUUUUGUUGCAGCUUUUAAAUGUACUCCAAACUUCCAAACCCACAUUCAUUCCAGCUUGGUAGAACAAAUAUCUUGGAUCUUUGAUCAAAGCCUGGAAUGAUAGCUUUAAUAAAAGAAAGAGGAAAAAAAAAAGCACCCUCUUUAUCCAACUGUAACAAGGCUGUAAUUCCAUUAAGUGAUUCUGUGAAUGUCUACCUAGUACAGUGUUAAAGCCCAAGUGGUUGGUUGGUUUCAGUAUUAGAAAGUAAGUUCAUUCACAUAAUCCAUUGAAAUUUGGGGUAUGCAUUAUUCAUGGCCUAAAAACAUUCUGUGACUUAUGCUAUCACGUACCACCGUCACUUCUGGUUUUGGUACUUGUUCCUAACUUCCUCUUAAAGUCCUGGGCCUUCUUGUUCCUUCUCCCUGUCUGAUGGUUUCAAUAGUAGAGUGACUUAUCAUCCAGUAGAUAACUGAUUAUGCAUUUUAUGUCUUAUGGCAUUCAGAUACUAAACAAUAGGAUAAACAUCCCUGACCUUCACUUUUUUUUUUU